This is a messenger RNA of Protopolystoma xenopodis, 180 nucleotides long. NCBI's taxonomy places the organism in Eukaryota, Metazoa, Platyhelminthes, Monogenea, Polystomatidea, Polystomatidae. The record is from the annotation of a GenBank genome assembly.
AUGCUAGUUUCUCCAACAUUUAGAAGGGAGCAGUGUCGGGUUUUUGAAUUGGCUCUUGCUCAUACGAACAAGCCCUUGUCUAUUGCUGAAGAAUGCCUUCUUCAUCGCGAUAAACGGAUUGGCAUUGAUCUUGUCAAGGAUGCUGUGGAGCGCGCUUUGAUAAAGGUAAGUCAACAUUAG